AUGGCAAGCUCAGAGGACACUUUUCCCGUUGUCGAUGCAGACAGAGAGUUGAAUCAUGACUGGAACAAAAAUUUUGAGGUUGAUCCCGUAUCAUCGGAAAUGGCUACCUCAUUGGAGAUUAAGAUAUGGAACAAGAAUUUCCAAAAUUCAGAAUGGGAUCAUUUUCAUCGAGAGUGA
Molecule: messenger RNA, 177 nt
Organism: Ilex paraguariensis (yerba mate)
Lineage: Eukaryota; Viridiplantae; Streptophyta; Magnoliopsida; Aquifoliales; Aquifoliaceae
Source: the annotation of a GenBank genome assembly